This is a messenger RNA of Prorocentrum cordatum, 2792 nucleotides long. The record is from the annotation of a GenBank genome assembly. Lineage: Eukaryota; Dinophyceae; Prorocentrales; Prorocentraceae.
AUGGUGCGAGGCCUGCGUGAGAGGGAAUGGGGCGACCAAUUCGUGCAGGCGCUCGCUCUCAACCAGAAGGGCGCAGGGGGGGCGCAGAUCACCCUGGGCUUCUGCUACCUGAAGACCAACGGCGACUGGGCUGACAUCGGGGGCGAGGAGCCGCCCGCGGCGGAUAUCAUCGCGGCGACGCUCGUAAUUGGAGACAGGGACGCGCUGAUGUUCCACGCGGCUUCGAUGCCGACCAAGGCGGUCGCUGGCUACGCGGUGGCCAGCGUGAGCAGCUUCAUCGAGGGCGUGCAUCUCGCCGCAGAGGUGCGCAAUAAGCUGAGCAAUGACAUCAAGCUGGCGGAGAAGCGCGGGAACCUGAAGGGCAGUCAGAGCACGGGCGCGGUCGAGGCUCCGAUCAUGUGGUUUCAGGCGAAGGUAAGGACGUACAAGUUCGACGUGGAGAAGCGCUGCGGCAUGAAGAUCGCAGCGGGCGCGCCGAUCUGGUGCUGGCUAACGAGAUGCACUAGUUGGGCAACCUCUACGUGCAGACCACGGGCCGAUGGGGGGGCAUCUCGUCGGGCAGCAUUCGGGGUGACCCACAACGGCGAGAUUCCUCCCUUCGCGGAGACGGCGCCCUUCAAGGUGCCGACCUCCCACGCGAGGCAGAGUGCAGCGACGUCGCUCAAGCGCAAGGGCAAGUCGAGCUUCGUGAAUGGCGUCUGGAUCGGGAAGCACAAGGAGAGCGGCGAUCGCUUCUUCCUGGCGCCUGCGGGGUGGCAUCGCGCCAGGGCCCGCGGGGGGCUGGGGCCGGCGCUGCGGACUGACGCGAAGCUCGCGAAGCGACCUCAGGGGGAGAACGCGGUGGAGGAGGACGCGCCGAUGACCCCGAGGGGCCAGGCCAGGCCCGCGGACGGUGAGGAAUUCGGCUCACCGGGGGGGCCCGCAAGGGAUGUUGACGCGAUCUCGCUGGGCGACCCCGUCGACUGCAGCGCCCUGGACAACGUGGGCGCGGCGCCCUGCGUGGCGGCCGGCGGUCUGGGGCCCGCGGUGGAGCUCAGAGGGGGGCGGGGCGCGUUGGAGGUGUUGGCGCGCUACGGCGUCCACAGAGACUUCCCGAGGGGCGAGGGCGGGGAGUUCAAGCAAGGUGAUCAAGGCGCGCUGGGGGCCGCAGAUGCGCGGAGGUGUCUACAGGUGGAGGUGCGUGGCCCAGGAGUUCGAGUGGAUGGAGCAGCGGGCGACGUGUUCGCGGCGGGCUCAUCGGCGCAGACAGGCAGGCUGGUGGACUUCGCCAGCAUCAAGGAAGAGCCGCGGGACCUUCAUCGCGGACUGCGUGAAGGCAUAUUAUCAAGCGCACCAGACGGAGAAGGUUUGCGUCUAGCCACCGUCAGAGCACUUGGCGAUGAGAUGGGCAGAUCGACCGACGUCGUCUGGGCUUUGGGCGCGAUGCUGCCUGGGCAGCGUGUGGCAGGCGCUGGGCGGGAAAACAAGGCUGCGAAGACGCUCAAGGGCGAAGGCUUCGAGAGGUGCGAGUGCCAGCCGCAGUUCUACCACCGCGAGGACAAGGAGAUCCUGAUCGAGGUGCGCAUGGGCGAUUACCAUGGAGAAGGACCGAUAAGGGACCUGGGCAGGACCGUCAAGAGGCCGAGAGAAGUGCUCGACCUGAAGGCGACGGGCGUCAUCAGGCAAGGGCGCUGCCCUCACCUGAAGCGGGGCAGGUUGAGGCUCGUUAGCGGCGACGUGAUGCUAGGGCCGAACGUCGAGCACAUCGAGGACCUGAUCUUUGUGGCGGGCAUGGAAAGGGUACACAUCCAGAGGGGCGGGCAGUUGCUGGCGCGGAACUCGAGCAAGCCGGCGGAGUCCGACAGGAAACGUUUGGUGAAGCUCGCGAGGUACCUGGAAGGGGCCAAGACGUACGGCGCGCUGCUCAAAAGGCCGGCGGCGAGCAAGCCAGGCGAGGUGAAGUUGCAGAUGUUCACGGGCGCGGACUCCGCUACGUGCAAGGAAACACGAAGGGCGAUGACUUGCGGCAUCGCGAAGCUUGACGGGGUGCACUUCGCGGCGUUCGCGAGGGGGCAGGGGGCCCGGGCGACGUCAUCUGGAGAGGCGGAGUUCUACAGAGCGAUCUCGGUGGUGAUGGGCGGCAAGUUGGUCAAGUACGUGCUGGAGUGGCUGGGCUACCAAGUGACCUGGGAGCUGGGGAUCGACAGCAGCGCGGCGAAGGCGAUGAUCAACAGAGAUGGCGUUGGCAAGGUGGAGCGCCUGGACGUCAGAGCACUGUGGACCCAGCGGGAGCGGAAGGUGCGCGGUCUCAUCGUGAAGAAGGAGAGUGGGGAAAAUAACGUGGCCGACCUGGGCGCGAAGGCCCAUCCAGUGGCGAGGUCCGAGUGCCUGCGAGGACUGGCGGGCAUCGUCGAUUGCAGUGAGAUUGACAAGCGCAAGGAGCUGGAGGCGUGCGCGGUGGCGACGAGCAGGAACUGGUCAAGGAGAGGCCUGCUGGCCACCUUGCUGGCGCAGGGGGCUGCGGAGAGUGCGACGGCUUCGACGUGCGCAGCGGAGAGCUACAAGCCGGGGGCCGCCGACCAGGUGGCAGCGGCGAUCCAGGACACGAUCUACGAGUACACGGGGCACAGCAUGACUCUGAUCAUCGCGGUGGUGUUCCUAGGCGGCAUUCCGUGCGGGUAUUGCUGCAGGAAGCUGAUGGAGCCACCCGAGGUGAAGUACACGGACAAAACGAUGCAGAUAUGCGGGAAGGGCAGCAGCGGCCCGAUCGCAAACGGGAAAGCAAACAUGAAUAUUACGAAUAACCCGAUCAU